AUGACUAACAAGAAGCAAAGAACACAGCGUGAUCAGAUUAAAUUAUUCGCUUAUCAUAUCAAGAAAACUUCCCAUAUCUUUCAAUUGUUAUUUGUUUACGUUCACAUAGCAACCAUUGAAUAUUUGAAAAGGUGAGUUUUCUCUUUAUUUUUCCUAAUUAUAAUAAACUUUGUGACUUAAAAUUUCUUCCUAGAUAGACACAUUUAAGCCGGAAAUUCGUCGACCAAAGUUCAGAAAAAAUCGAAAAAAAACAAAACAUUUUAUUUUACGCACGUUGUGUGCAAACACGCUCACGUCUAAUUGCACCUUUUAUUUUUUAUUUUUUUCGGAUGAAAAUGAUAAAAGCCUAAAUUUAGAACUUCCAUGAUAAAUUUGACAUCUACUGCUUCCUAGAAUCACUUACGAGAUGUUUCGUCAAUCAUUUUUAUCUAACAGGAGUCUUCUCGUUCCAUCGACUUCAUCAAACUGUGUGAUUAAACCGAAGAAAAUGAGUUCGAAAUAUGAAGAAGCUGUGCGUUUGUUAAACGGGUUACAAUCAAAUGCAGCUACAAUCAAGAAAAUGCGGGAACAACGGGAUUUUCUUCAAACUACAAAUCUUCCAAUUUGCCGAAAAUAUUUGGAAACUUUGAAUAUUUCAAGAAAUCAAAUUGACAAUCUCAAUAUUAUUCAUGUUAGUGGAACAAAAGGAAAAGGAAGUACUUGUGCAUUUGUUGAAAGAAUUUUGAGAGACGCUGGUUUCAAAACUGGACUUUAUACUUCUCCACAUUUAGUUCAUGUGAGAGAACGUAUUCGGCUGAAUGGAGAACCUGUGAAUGAAGAAUUAUUUUCUACCGAAUUUUUCAAAGUCUAUAGCGAACUCAAACAAUAUCACGAAACAAAUAUGCCGGCUUAUUUCAAGUUUUUGACUCUUAUGGCUUUCCAAAUAUUCACUUCACAAAAAGUCGAUGUCGCUAUUUUCGAAGUUGGAAUUGGGGGAGAAUAUGAUUGCACAAAUGUCAUUGAUAAUCCAAUUGUUUGUGGAAUAACAACAUUAGAUUAUGAUCAUAUAAGUAUUCUUGGAUCAAAAUUAUCAGAAAUUGCGUGGCAUAAAUCUGGGAUUUUCAAAAAUAAUGUUCCUGCUUUUUAUACACCAACAACUGUGGAAGCUGAAGAGGUAAAUUUGAAACAAACUAGGUUUGCAGAAGUGCAGAAUUUUUAACUGUAAUUCACGUAUACAAUGUUUUCUAGAGCACUUUAUAAAAUUGUUUAAAAAUCCAAAUUUCGGUCAUUUUUAAAAAUAGAGCACUGUCAAAAUUAAUCGAUAUUAUUUCAGGUUAUAAAAUCUCGCGCUGUCGAGAAAAACGUUCCAUUGUAUUCAAUUCCACCAAUUUCUUCAUACACAUUUCCUCGAGAAAUAUCAACAGGAAUCUCCGGACGACAUCAACUUCUCAAUGUUUCUCUAGCUCUUCAACUCGUAAACGCUUGGUUUCGUCAAAAAGGCCAUUCUGAUUCUACAGCGAUUUUUGGAAAACCUUUCGAAGUUCCAACAAAAUUCUGCGAUUCAAUUGAAAAAUGUCAAUGGCCUGGAAGAAGUCAGAUAAUUGAGACAAAUCGAGGAAUCACUUAUUUAUUGGAUGGGGCACAUACACCAAAAAGUAUGGAAGCAUGUGCAGAAUGGGCAGAUAUGGAGAUGAAAAAAAUUGAGGAAGGAAAUAAAAAAUUGAGAAGAAUCUUAUUAUUUCAAUGUACCGCUGAUAGAUGUCCAACUACUCUGAUUCCGUUUCUGAAAGUAAGUGAUUUUUCUUUCGUAAAUGAUUCUCAAUAAAAAACUGUUUUUUUUUCCAGAAUCUCAAAAUGUCUCAAAUAAUAUCAUGUCCAACACAAUUAUAUCCAAGCCUUAAUCAAUCUUCUGAUUCAACAAAUCUCAAUACUUCGAGAAAUGAGCAACUUGAAAAAUCAAAAAUGUGCCUCGAAUCAUGGAAAAUAUCACAAGAAGAAAAUGUAGUGGAUGAUCAAAUGCGUGUUUUUGAUUGUAUUUCAAAUUCGAUUGAUUUCAUUGAAAAUUCCAAGAAUCCUGAUGAAAAUGUUAUUGUUUUAGUUACCGGAAGUUUACAUUUAGUUGGAGGAGUUAUUGGAUUAUUAGAAAAAAUCGGAAAAUAG
Caenorhabditis angaria is the source of this 2139-nucleotide messenger RNA. The record is from the annotation of a GenBank genome assembly. Lineage: Eukaryota; Metazoa; Nematoda; Chromadorea; Rhabditida; Rhabditidae.